Molecule: messenger RNA, 1045 nt
Organism: Emiliania huxleyi CCMP1516
Lineage: Eukaryota; Haptophyta; Isochrysidales; Noelaerhabdaceae
Exons: 3
Coding region: 248-1045 (265 amino acids)
Source: RefSeq, a predicted model, not a curated record
CAUAGGAAUAGGGACAGGGUGAAGACUGAAAUGUACGGCCAAUCACCAUGCGACGACCGUAUACGCAUGUGACCGGCGGUGCGGCGCGUGUCGGGACACUGCACACGCCGACCGCUGCCAGUACGGGAACGGCGCCAAUCUCCUCGAAGCGGAGUCCGGAGAGGGAGCCGUGUCCGGCGUCUACUCCUCGCAACACGAGACCCGCCGGCGUGUUGACCGUACACACCGCAAGUUGCCGCAAAAUCGCAUGGGUCACAGCCCCACGUCGUCCCAGCACAGCGGCGCCGCCGUGCAAAUACUGCACAUGCGUGCAUCACUCGACCGCCAUUCCCUCACGCUCCUGCAAGCCGUUGUCUAUGGACCCGCGGCCGGCACCAGCGUUCGCCUCGGCAUGAUCGUAUAUCUUCUCCGUUGUCAAUGUUUUUGUUCGUCGCCUGUGCUUCGGCGUCCUCUGGUGGUCUGCCAGCGCCUGGGCGGAGAUGCAGUACUUGCUGCAAGCUAUGCAAAAGUACUGCCCCAGUCCUGGCAGGUCUGGGUCGGGCACGGUUUUUUCGGCGAGCACCUUCUCCGCCACACCGGGCGCCAGCUGUCGCGCGCAGAUGUCGUCCCACCGCCCCUUGUUGACGGUGUGCUUGAGGCCGGACUGGCGGUGGUCCUUGUUUGCGUGGCGCCGGCCGCCGCCGCCAACCUUGCGGCCGCCCCUCCCGCCCUUCUUGCCCAUCCGGGUGUGCGAGGCUGCGCGGCUGCCGGGGUGGAAGGCGACUCGAGCGUGCAGGCGAACAAGAGUGCGCGAAGAAGGCGCGUCGACGAGCGAGCAGAAGGCCAGAAAAGAAAAAAAUCCCGCGAAAAGCGGUGGAGCCGGGAGAAGCUGGCGAAGACGAAGGGCGGCAGCGGAGAAAGCGACACCAACAACGAGGGAAACGACCAUACCGGUCGUCGCAUAACGCUCGGGAGACGAGCAAGAGAGCGAAUCAAGGAAGGUCGGGACCCUGGGAAGACGAGGGGUGAGCCCUCAGCGGGUCUACUCGAGUGUCUGCGCAAGUGA